Molecule: messenger RNA, 399 nt
Organism: Suillus clintonianus
Lineage: Eukaryota; Fungi; Basidiomycota; Agaricomycetes; Boletales; Suillaceae
Exons: 4
Coding region: 1-399 (132 amino acids)
Source: RefSeq, a predicted model, not a curated record
AUGUCACAGCUGCUCUGUGAUGAUCUAUUUAUGUUUCACACAGAGCUGAAGAAAGUUGUUAUAUCUGUUGCGAAAGCAUCAUAUGAUAUUGUCCCGAAGGGCACCAUGGCGCGCAAGGAUGAGGUACAGAAAUGUGUCAUUGCGAAAGCCACCAAGUUACUCAAGACCAGUGAUUAUCUUCGUAUUCCUGAUUCAUCUAAUACGAAGGGCAUCCUCACUGGGUUUCACGAGACCAGCACUAAGAAAAGGUCUGUAGACGCACUUCUAGAAAAUCCUGACUGUCGUGUGGAGCUCAAGGAGAUGUUGGAGCAGUGGGCUAUGAUUGGGGCGGGUGAUCUUGAUUUUGACAAGGGCAAUACGGGAGGCAGCGAUAUGGAGGAUGUCAACAUCAUCUUAUAA